ACAAUUCAGGCCACUACGUGUUGGCUAACCCACCGCUAGUUUCGGACGCUCCUUUCCCCAAUCAUUCACUUGUACACUCUUUACCGCAGAGUCUCCUCGAAGUCGAUACCACUCUCAUUGGACAAGCUCUGACUUCAACGUAAGUUACGAGAUGCAGUCCUACGGUGCCGCCGAAAACGAUGAAGGCGGAUAUGAAAGACCGGAUGAGAGAGAGAGCGAGUCUGCUGCGCUUCUUGGGGUGGAUAGAGAUACUACGGUCAAACAAAAUCAGAACUUGGAUGGGCAUGCAAGUGUUAUCAGUUCCGUGAGCAACCUGACCAAUACUAUCAUAGGCAGUGGGAUGCUCACAUUCCCUCUUGCCAUGGCCUCUGCAGGCAUCAUCCCAGGAAUUAUCACCUGUAUAUUUUCAGGGUCUGUAGCCGCUUUUGGACUCCAUUUGCUCGCAAUCUGCGCAACCAAGACUACUCAUAGGCGGUCGUCCUUCUUCGCAGUAGCGCAGCUCACCUUUCCAAAAGCUGCGGUUUUCUUUGAUGCGGCAAUUGCGAUCAAGUGUUUUGGAGUUUCUGUAAGCUAUCUGAUCAUUAUAAAGGGUCUUAUGCCCAAUGUAGUCGCAUCAUUAUACCACGACUUGACUCCUUCGACAACUGAGCCCCCUGAAUGGUCGCUUUCUGGGAGAAUUUGGAUCAGCCUCUUUAUGGCGAUUCUCUUGCCUUUGGCUUUCCUUCGCCGUUUGGACAGCCUCCGGCAUACUAGUUAUGUUGCACUGUUUUCUGUGGCUUACCUUGUGGUCAUUGUCGUGCGGUGCUACUUUUGGCCGUUGAAGAAUAUGCCAAAGCGUGGCGAUGUGCACUUGAUCAAACUUACCCCACGGUUUAUAUCGACUUUCCCUGUCCAAGUAUUUGCUUUCACUUGUGCGCAGAACCUGUUCCCUAUCUAUAACGAGGUCAUAGGCAAUACACCACAAAGGUUGAAUAUGGUGAUUGGAACUUCCAUAGGGUCCGCCGUCGUCACGUACGAGAUAAUAGCAGUCCUGGGGUACCUGACAUUUGGCUCAAAUGUUGGCGCAAAUAUCAUAGCCAUGUACCCGUCCACCUCCCUCUUCAUUGCUGUUGGACAAUUGGCUAUCGUGAUCCUCGUAUUGUUCUCGUAUCCUUUGCAAGUACAUCCCUGCAGGAAUUGCUUAGACAAAGUCUUCCAUGCCGGAGACGUGGCACAAGUUCAGGAAGAUGUAGACGACUUUGACCAUGCUAGCCAUGGCAUCUCUCCUCUCAAGCACACGUUAAUCACACUAGCGAUUGUAGCGAGUGGUUUCACCAUUGCGUAUUUCGUAGAUGACCUGCAAAUGGUUCUGUCAUUCGUGGGAUCCACCGGUUCAACAACGAUCUCGUUCAUCCUCCCAGGACUGUUCUAUUGGAAGCUGUUCCGCGGUGAUCCCAGCGCCAAAAUGAAGACGUGUGGUGCUAUCGCCCUCACGUUCUACGGUGCUUGUAUAUUCGUCUUUUGCUUGGGAUUCAACAUCUAUCAAACUACUCGCUCCCUGCCAGCAUCCGGUCAUUAACUCCCCCAUACCUCUCUCUGUACAAUAGGGACAUAUUCUUAUUUUAGAGAGCGCUAUCUACAUGUCAGAUUGGUAAUUUACAAUGCAGCUGAGUACAAUGCAAAGGC
Molecule: messenger RNA, 1665 nt
Organism: Marasmius oreades (fairy-ring Marasmius)
Lineage: Eukaryota; Fungi; Basidiomycota; Agaricomycetes; Agaricales; Marasmiaceae
Exons: 10
Coding region: 152-1558 (468 amino acids)
Biological process (GO): amino acid transmembrane transport
Cellular component (GO): fungal-type vacuole membrane
Molecular function (GO): L-arginine transmembrane transporter activity; L-lysine transmembrane transporter activity; L-glutamate transmembrane transporter activity
Source: RefSeq, a predicted model, not a curated record